This is a messenger RNA of Cryphonectria parasitica EP155, 1209 nucleotides long. RefSeq lists its product as uncharacterized. The transcript has 4 exons. Gene Ontology annotation, biological process: regulation of DNA-templated transcription. Gene Ontology annotation, molecular function: zinc ion binding; DNA-binding transcription factor activity, RNA polymerase II-specific. Lineage: Eukaryota; Fungi; Ascomycota; Sordariomycetes; Diaporthales; Cryphonectriaceae. The record is from RefSeq and is a predicted model, not a curated record. The annotation marks the transcript as partial.
AUGGCUUCAACCGCUAAGUCGGUCGGCCAGAUCAAACGGGUGAAGACCGGAUGCAUUACUUGCAGAAUCCGUCGUGUUAAAUGUGGCGAGGAGAAACCGCACUGCCGCCGCUGCGUCUCUACCGGCCGCAAGUGUGACGGUUACACGCCCAUCCCAACAUCUAGGGGCCAACUUAUCAUUGCGCUGCGAGAGCAGAAUAACGCCAGAGGAUCCGGUACUCCUUCGUUGACCCUCACGGUCAGUCCAAUCAGCUUUCUGAGCUCCAACGAAGCCAGCCAGUUUGAUUACUUCCGUAUGCGUACUGCCGUCAAAACAAAUACGUUCCUCGGAGCUGACUUCUGGUCUCUUUCUGUUCUCCAACUGAGCUACGUCGAACCGUCCAUGAAGUAUGCUGUUUUGGCAUUGAGUGCUCUACAUCGACGUACAGAGUCUCGCGAUCGCGCUACCGAGGCUGAAGCUUGGCAUCUUAAAGGCCUUGUUCACUACGGAAAUGCUGUGAAUGCCGCUCAGAAGCUUCUGCAGCGUGCUCAAGCAAGUAUCAGCUCUAGCGAGGGAACGAAGGCUCUUGCGACAUGCCUCGUUCUCUCCGUCUUCGAUAACCUGACCGGAAACUACAAGUGUGCGCGGAUGCAUUUGCAGAGUGGCUUGCGACUGGCUGAUGAACGCAGCGCGCAGCCAAGGCAUACUGCUCCUACGAUGGAGGCAACGUAUGGAGAGGUCACGCAUCUUCUAGAGCGUUUGGACCUCCAGGCCAUGGCCUUUUCAGACUUUGCAGCACCGUAUCCAUACCAAGACGGUGCUGCGAGGCAUAACAUCAAUGUGCCGCUGCCAGAGGCAUUUUCCAACAUCUCAGACGCUCGCCAGCACCUGAUCAGAAUCCUGCGCUUAUUUCAGCCUGGGGGUCCUACAUCCACUAUGACAAUACGCUGUCGCGAUCCAGCUGUCCGACGGCGAGCUAUCGCGCUGAUGAGAGCUACGCAUCGGGUGGAAGGGUGUUGGGAAAGCUAUGGCGCGGCCGCUGUGGCGCAGCGAGUAAUGGAGGUUGAAGAAGGUUUCCUGGGUCCUGAUGCGGUAAUUACGUGCGCAGCGGACAUUCCUCAGGAAGCAAGAUGCCACUCUAUCAUCACGGGGGUGAGAAUGGUCGAGAGACAGGUGGACAUGCAACUUGUGAAAAUACUAGACGGAAGUUGGUAUAGAGUUAGGGAGACG